Messenger RNA from Trypanosoma theileri, 1086 nucleotides. Its product is annotated as elongation of very long chain fatty acids protein 4. The coding region runs from base 1 to 1086 and encodes 361 amino acids. The transcript has a single exon. The record is from RefSeq and is a predicted model, not a curated record. NCBI's taxonomy places the organism in Eukaryota, Euglenozoa, Kinetoplastea, Trypanosomatida, Trypanosomatidae. Gene Ontology annotation, biological process: fatty acid elongation, polyunsaturated fatty acid; fatty acid elongation, saturated fatty acid; very long-chain fatty acid biosynthetic process. Gene Ontology annotation, molecular function: fatty acid elongase activity. Gene Ontology annotation, cellular component: endoplasmic reticulum membrane.
AUGGACUCGAUUCUCUCUCAAUCACGGGCUGAAGAGAUUGCCGCGGUGGUGGAGUUGCCGGAUUCGUUAAUAGAGAGUGUUGCCCAAUGGACUUAUGGUCUUUUUGGUCCCGCUGUGGAUUUAUUUGAGUCUUUCGCAGAGAGUCAGUUCCCUCAAGUGACGAUGUGGAUUCAGCAGUUGGACGGGCGGCGGCAUCCUUUUGCGUCCAAGUUACCAUUACUGAAUUUUUGGUAUGUCAUUUUCAGUCUUCUUUGUUAUUUUGGUGGAACUAUUCUCUUAUUAUUAACUGCGAAGAUUAUUGGAAAGGGAAAAUAUCGAAUGUUAGUGGCUUUACAUAAUUUAUUCUUGUUUUCCUUGUCCUUAUAUAUGAGUUUCGGCAUCAUGGUAAGUGCACGUGCGGCCAAAUUUUCACUCUGGAACAAUCCGGCAGGAACUAGUAAUGCAGAUUGGCGUGUCACUAAGUUAGUAUGGCUCUUCUACGUUAGUAAAAUUCCAGAAUGGAUGGAUACAUUUGUGAUGUGUCUCAAGCAGAACACUCGUCAAAUUACCUUUUUACAUUUAUAUCAUCAUUCAACUAUAUUUUUUAUUUGGUACAUUUGUUGUUGUAUGGCUCCAGGUGGAGAAGCGUAUUGGAGUGCCAUGGUGAAUUCAUCUGUACACGUUGUCAUGUAUGGAUACUACUUUCUUACAGCUGUCUUUGAAGAAGGGAAAGUACGUCGCUUUUUAAAUCGAUUUAAGUUUUUUAUUACAAAGGGACAAAUGUUGCAGUUUGCUAUUAAUUGUUUACAGUCUGUGUAUGAUCUUUAUAUUAUUCCCCAAAAAUCUCUUAAUUAUGAUGUCAGACUUUUGCAACUUCUCUUUUGGUAUAUGAUAUCAUUACUUGUGCUCUUUGGGAACUUCUUACUAAGGGCUCCCAGGUCAAGAUCUGAAGAAAAAGAAGAAAAUAUUCUUCGCUAUAAGGAGUAUCUUAAAAAGACUCUUCGCAACGGGGAAUUAGGAGAUAAAACAUUACUGGUAAAACCAGCAGUUGAGCUAAGGAAUUCACCUCGAUUUGAAAAUCCAAAAAAAUAUAAGAAAAACUCUUAA